CAGGAAUCAAAAUGAGACCAAUCAGUCAACAAGCUUUGUGUAAAUGCACUGCUGGACCAAGUGCACUUUAGAUAAACAACAAGACGAUUAUCAAAUUGUACGAAAAUUAGGAAGAGGAAAAUAUAGUGAAGUUUUUGAAGCAAUCAAUAUAACAAAUAAUGAGAAAUGUGUAAUUAAAAUAUUAAAGCCUGUUAAAAAGAAGAAAAUUAAAAGAGAAAUAAAAAUUUUAGAGAAUCUACGUGGUGGAACAAACAUCAUCAGCUUGUUGGCAAUUGUGAAAGAUCCAGUAUCCAGAACACCAGCUUUAAUAUUCGAGUAUGUCAACAACACUGAUUUCAAGCAAUUGUAUCAAACCCUUACAGAUUAUGAUAUCCGUUAUUAUAUGUUUGAAUUACUAAAGGCCCUGGAUUACUGUCAUAGUAAUGGUAUUAUGCACAGAGAUGUAAAACCUCACAACGUAAUGAUAGACCAUGAAAACAGGAAGUUACGGCUGAUAGACUGGGGGUUGGCUGAAUUCUAUCAUCCUGGUCAGGAGUAUAAUGUCAGAGUAGCAUCUAGAUACUUCAAAGGCCCAGAAUUGCUCGUCGAUUAUCAGCUGUAUGAUUAUUCCCUAGAUAUGUGGAGUCUGGGUUGUAUGUUAGCUAGCAUGAUUUUCAGGAAAGAACCUUUCUUUCACGGCCAUGAUAACUAUGAUCAGUUAGUACGUAUUGCUAAGGUAUUAGGAACGGAUGAAUUAUAUGAUUACAUAGAUAAAUACCAGAUAGAACUUGAUCCAAGAUUUAAUGAUAUUUUAGGAAGGCACUCAAGAAAACGCUGGGAGCGUUUUGUACACAGUGAAAAUCAACAUUUAGUUAGUCCAGAGGCAUUGGAUUUCUUGGAUAAGCUUUUACGUUAUGACCAUCAAGAAAGGCUGACAGCCAGGGAAUCAAAACAUCCAUACUUUUAUCCAAUUGUUAAAGAACAACAGGGUCGAAUGGCUUCAAGUCUGACUGGCAAUUCACCAACCCCUGUAACAGGAACAGUCAAUUCAGGAAUACCAGGUGCAAAUAACAGUUUAGCUCCAAACUCGGUUAGUGGUGUCGUGUCUGCAUCGCCCAUCAUGUCAUCACCAGCUCCGCAACCUGUAUCUCCUGUACCAACCUCUGUACCUACAGCAGCAGUUGCUCCAUGAAUACAGGGAGCAUGGACAUAGAAAAAAAAAAGUAACUUAUUUGUGGUGCUGAGACAUGUACAAUAUAAUACUUUGGGUAUACACAGGAAAAAAAAGAUGCAUGUAGACUGAAAAAUAACAACAUGUGUAUGUAGAAGUGAAACUGGGUUGUCAAUAUGCAUUAUUGAUUUGCAUAACAUUUCUCAGUACAGUUUUCUUAAUAUUUUCACUAUUCCGACACUGCCAAAGUUCGGCAGUUUACACCAUUGUUUUUUUUUUGAGUUUUAAGAAGAGGGGAAAAAUUUUAUGAAAGCUUUUAUAUAACCCAAAGUUCAUUUCAUUUGUGUUUUACUUCUACAUUCUGUGUUGUGGAGAUACUUUGAAUGCGUAUUCAAAUUUGAUGACACAAUAUAAUGUACAAAUGUAUUCUAUUCAACUAGCUAUUCACUCUUACUGCUAUCCUUUGUCGACACCAUUUUUGUAAUUCAAUAUUUUUUUUCAUCGUCAUAUGUGUUGCACAAUACCAUGAUGUGAAUUGUAGCUGGUGUGUGCUAACUUUGGUACAGUGACAAACCCACAUGUAUACCCCUUCAAAUUUUAUGUGAAUAAUAAUUUUUGCAUUGAUUUUGUCAUUGAUAGUUAGGUUACUCAUUUAAUUUUUUGUAAAAACAUUGAAUGCUUUCUUUCAAAUUGUUUUAUUUCAGGCCCUCCUCCAACAGACUUGUGUAUGCUUUAUAUUGACUGGUCCAAAUAGCUUUUUUUUUUUAAGUAUUUGUACACCCCACAUUUGCAUUUAAUUAUGCAGAACUGGCAUGUAAUAUUUUUGAUUAUUAUUGAUACUGGUUUGUUUUAUCAGUCACAGACGACUGGAUGAUUAUUCUAUGUGUGGAGCUUUUUCACUAUCUCAGGCAGUUUUGCUUGACAUCGUUUUACUUGGAUGUUUAAGGAAGACUGGGAACUGUAUUAAUAAUGUACUGUAGAAUAGUCUAUUGAACUAAAAUAUUCUCCUCACUCAAAAAGUCAGGCCAUUGUGCUGUUCUGAAUGCAUUCCCCCCACCCCAUUUUUUGCUCCACCCCUAAGCCAACUAACAUUUAAGAUGAAAACUUAAUUUUGCCAAUGACAAUUCAUGUUUUUUAAACAGUUUUGUAAUUUUGUCUGACUGUACUUCAGCUUAACCUGUUUAGUAAUAUUAAAUGCCAACAUGAUUAUUUUUUUUCAUUAUGUAUUUUUGAUGUGCAAUCAAUAAACAGAUAUGUUGGCAUGAUACAAGUAUUCAAAUCUGCUAACCCACUUUUUCUGGCUUUGUUUGAAAAAAAAAAACUACCAGUUAAUGCAUGAAAUGUGCAUUGUGUUUGCCAGAACUAUGGGCUAGUGGAGAAUGCGUUAACUGAAAUGCUAGUUAUUUAAUCCAUGGGUGGCUUUGUUCAAUUUGCAAGUCUGUUGAUAAAAAUAGCAAAAGUGAAAUAAAACCUGCAUAUUAA
This is a messenger RNA of Saccoglossus kowalevskii, 2632 nucleotides long. It is a transcript of the gene csnk2a1, whose product is annotated as casein kinase 2, alpha 1 polypeptide. Gene Ontology annotation, cellular component: protein kinase CK2 complex; nucleus; cytosol. Lineage: Eukaryota; Metazoa; Hemichordata; Enteropneusta; Harrimaniidae. The record is from RefSeq and is marked provisional. Gene Ontology annotation, molecular function: protein serine/threonine kinase activity; ATP binding. Gene Ontology annotation, biological process: peptidyl-serine phosphorylation; peptidyl-threonine phosphorylation; regulation of cell cycle.